Trichomonas vaginalis G3 is the source of this 399-nucleotide messenger RNA. Its product is annotated as phage tail repeat-like family. Bases 1 to 399 code for a protein of 132 amino acids. The transcript has a single exon. The record is from RefSeq and is a predicted model, not a curated record. Lineage: Eukaryota; Parabasalia; Trichomonadida; Trichomonadidae.
AUGAAUUCAACAAAUCCAGCAACAGUUUUAGGUUUUGGUACGUGGAAGCAGAUUGUAGAUAAAUUCUUAUACUGUGCUAGAUAUUCAAAGCAAACAGGAGGUUCGAAGAAAAUUAAAGAAGCAAACCUUCCACCGCACACUCAUACAGGAACUACAAACACAACAGGUAAUCAUUCACAUUCAAUAACAAAAAGAGGUUAUAUAAAUCUUGCAGCGGGUUCGAAUAGACAGGGAAUGAAUAGAUCUGAUAUUUCAACUGACCCAGUAGAUUCAAGCACAGGUAUUUUCUGUGGAACCGCAGGAAAUCAUUCACACACUUUCACAACAAAUCCAACAGGCUCGGGUAAAGAUUACAUGCCACCAUUUGUGACUGUAUUCGCAUGGUACCGCGUUCAUUGA